AAAACAUAAUAAAUUAAAGAUACAGAGUGAGGAAGUGUGUGUGUGGUGAGAGACUAAAGAGGGAUAAAAAUGGAGACUGCCAUUUGCGGUCGACUCGCUCCUUCUCCUAAUCGUCGUCUUCUUCAUUCCCAUCCAGGGGACAGAUACUUGAUUCAUAAACAAACUACAAAAUGGAUCACGGCUAUGACGAUGGCACCUCCACGCCUCGAAAAGGGUGCCGGGGUCCUUGAUAAACCCAUUAUAGAAAAAACUACUCCUGGCCGAGAGUCCGAGUUUGACUUAAAAAAAUCAAGGAAAAUGGCUCCACCGUAUCGUGUCAUGUUACACAAUGACAACUAUAACAAGAGGGAGUACGUCGUGCAGGUGUUGAUGAAGGUUAUACCCGGAAUGACUGUUGAUAACGCGGUUAAUAUUAUGCAAGAGGCGCAUAUCAAUGGAUUGUCUGUGGUGAUUGUCUGUGGACAGCCAGAUGCUGAAGAGCAUUGUACACAGCUGAGAGGUAAUGGGCUUCUAAGUUCGAUUGAGCCUGAUGGCGGAGGUUGUUAGAAAAUGUAAGAUAUAGCUCUCAAGUACAUGGUUCUCGAGUAACUAUGAUGGUUGUCGUUUGUAAGUACUAGGAUUAUGAUGAUAUGUCAAUAAUUAAAAGAACACAUAUAAUGAAUGAUAUGCAACAUGAUUACCAGACGAUAUCUCAAUGUUGGGUCAGACUACAAAAGAUGUAUAGUGUACUUUGUUGUGUUGAUGGUGUGUUUUCUGUCAUCACUUAUGACCAGUAAAUAUAUUGCCAUUAUCUAGUA
Messenger RNA from Erigeron canadensis, 797 nucleotides. Its product is annotated as ATP-dependent Clp protease adapter protein CLPS1, chloroplastic. Gene Ontology annotation, biological process: proteolysis; protein catabolic process. The coding region runs from base 70 to 546 and encodes 158 amino acids. The record is from RefSeq and is a predicted model, not a curated record. Lineage: Eukaryota; Viridiplantae; Streptophyta; Magnoliopsida; Asterales; Asteraceae. The transcript is spliced from 3 exons.